UUAAGUACAUUUGUGUGCGUGUGUGUGCGAGAGGCGAGCUGCACACGGUAACAACACCACCACCUCCACCCCUAAUCCAUCUUCUCGUCUUACUGAAACCUGUACUGCAGCUUCUCUCCAGCUUUUUUUUCCUUCUUUCCCCCGUCGGUUCUGUGCCAUGGAUGGAGCAAAAAAGACUACAACCUUCGAGCUCAAGUGGUCGGCAGACCUGCGCGGAUCUGACGAGCUUCUUUCUUCUGGAUUUGCUAACGGUCCUUCUACCAUGAACAGUUCUACUCCUUCUGCAGCUAAUGGCAAUGACAGCAAGAAAUUUAAAGGAGACCGAUCUCCCUGCAUUCCCUCUCGCGUUCUUCACAUCCGCAAGAUUCCUAUUGAAGUCUCAGAAGCAGAAGUCAUUUCACUAGGCCUCCCUUUUGGAAAAGUCACCAACCUCUUGAUGCUAAAAGGGAAAAAUCAAGCUUUUAUUGAAAUGGCAUCCGAAGAAGCUGCAAUUACCAUGGUAAAUUACUACACCACUGCAGCUCCUCACCUUCGUAAUCAGCCUGUCUUCAUCCAGUACUCAAACCAUAGAGAGCUCAAGACGGACAACCUUCCUAAUCAGGCUCGAGCCCAAGCUGCCCUUCAUGCAGUGAAUGCUAUGCAUUCAGGAAACAUGAGCUUAACUGGGUCUGCCUCUGGCAGCGAAUCCUCCUUGUUACAAGGGCAGAGCCCUGUCUUGCGGAUCAUUGUGGAGAACCUUUUCUAUCCUGUCUCUCUUGAAGUUCUUCAUCAGAUCUUCUCUAAGUUUGGCACCGUGCUGAAAAUCAUUACAUUCACAAAGAAUAACCAGUUUCAGGCUCUCCUGCAAUAUGCUGAUCCUGUGAAUGCACAUCAUGCCAAGAUGACACUGGAUGGGCAGAACAUUUAUAAUGCCUGCUGUACUCUACGUGUGGAAUUCUCAAAACUUACCAGCCUUAAUGUAAAAUAUAACAAUGAUAAAAGCAGAGAUUUCACUCGACUAGAUCUUCCAUCUGGUGAUGGCCAGCCCAGCCUCGACCCUUCGAUGGCUGCUGCUUUUGGUGCUCCAGGAAUUAUAUCUUCACCCUUUGCAGGGGCAGCUGGGUUUGCUCCAACUAUCAGCUUUCCACAAGCAGGUCUUUCAAUGCCGACUGUUCCUGGACACUUAAGCCAUUUGGCUAUUCCAACCUCUGCAGUUGCUGGGCGUGUAGCAAUUCAUGGCAUUGCCCCUUCUGCAGUGCAUUCAGUGCUGCUAGUCUCCAACCUCAAUCCAGAUAGUAUAUCACCUCAUGGACUAUUCAUCUUAUUUGGUGUUUAUGGCGAUGUGCACAGAGUGAAAAUCCUUUUUAAUAAAAAGGAAAAUGCCUUAAUACAAAUGGCCGAUGCAACUCAAGCUCAGCUGGCAAUGAGCCAUCUAAAUGGGCAGCGUCUACAUGGCAAAGUAAUUCGUGUGACUCUUUCCAAACACCAGACUGUUCAGCUUCCACGUGAAGGACAGGAGGACCAAGGGCUAACUAAGGAUUUCAGCAACAGCCCUCUGCAUCGCUUCAAGAAGCCAGGCUCAAAGAACUUCCAGAACAUUUUUCCUCCUUCGGCAACUCUGCAUCUCUCCAACAUUCCACCCUCUAUAACCGAUGAUGACCUCAAAAACCUCUUUGCAAGGACUGGAUGUACAGUGAAAGCCUUUAAAUUUUUCCAGAAAGAUCGGAAGAUGGCUUUAAUCCAGCUGGGUUCAGUUGAAGAAGCCAUCCAGGCCUUAAUUGACCUUCACAAUCAUGACCUUGGAGAGAACCAUCACCUAAGAGUCUCUUUUUCAAAAUCUACCAUCUGAUCAUUUUUGUGUCUUUCACAUCAAGACUUGACUCUUUUCUGAUAAGAAUGUAAAAAAGUUUUACAGGCCUUCAAACUCCCCUGAAGCAUUGAUUAAGCGGCUCUGCCUCUUCAGUGACAUUUGGACAUGUGAUUUUUAUCAAGGUGGCCAGAGUGCAGGCCCUUGGGAUGUUUUUUUGCCAGUAUGCAGUCAAAGAAAUUGUAACCCAGUUUGUCCUUACCAUCUACCACCUUGAUACUGUUCAGGGUAUGGGUCAGCCCUUAUAGCCCAUACAUCUUUGUACUGUGUAGAGAGACAGCAUCCUUUUUGAAUCUUGAAUCUUGUCAGUUACUUUACUUAAAUAAUGGGGAUGAUUUGGGUCUACAUGGCAGUUAGCAGAUACAAGUUUAAUGAAUCAAAUCUGCACAGCAUGCAUUACAACAUUUAAUGAUUCUUUUUUAAUAUUUAGUUACCCAUUAAUGGCAAGAAUUUAGAAAUGACAUAGCUUUUAUUAUUAUUAAUAUUGAAUACUAGAAGAUAAAACACUAGUGAUCUGAGUGUGACCACCACAAGAAGUCUACACAAAAUUGGUCUGUUUAAUGUAGGCAUUAUUUUUACUGGAAUAUGCAGAAAGAUUGCUUGGAGUUUAUAAUCAUUUGCUGUGAUAUUUUAAAAUGACAGAUCUUACUAGGAAGAUAAAAACAAGUGGUAUUGUGGUAUUUUUGGAGUUGCCGUAACAUUACAGUUUGUGUCAUUCACUUAUAGUUUUGAAACAAAUGUCCAUUAUAAAUUAGUUAAGGAAUUGGUAAGUACAAGAUUGUUGUGUGAUCACUUGUCCUAGAUAAAGACGCAUAAUUAUUCUGAUUAUUAAAAUUACCAAAGAUGUGUCGGCCCCUUCAGUUACCCCAGCUUGAGGCUUAACGUUUUAAGUUUGUCACCCUUUUACUCUUUUGUUCAUAGUUUGAUUUUUGUAGCACAUUCUAUGCAGUGCUGUGCUGAUUUGGUUUCAUAAACAAAGCUUAAACCCAUGAAAGUGACCAGCAGGCAAUGGACGCUGUCUCGUAACAAAUGAAAUAUUUCUCAAGCAGAAAAACAUUUAUUUAAAAGAAAGUUAAAAUGAAAGAAGCGCAAAUAAACCAAGUUUACAGUUUUAAGUCAAAAAGUCUAUUCAGGUCUAUAUAUCUUACAGAUUAUCAGAUUUUUAAGAAAAGUUACUUAUUUUUGGUAAUUUUGUUUCUUAUUUUUAAAAAAAAAAAGUAAAAAAAUAACAAACCUGAAACCUGAAGGGUUUUUUUUACCACUAUAAUCACUUAAGAAACCAUAAACUUCAUUUACUGUGUAUUUAGCUUAUUUCUUAUUAUGUGCCUUAUAAUGUGCUUAUAAUCAAACGUUAGGUUUAGAAAUUUUACCUAAGAUAUUUUAAGUACUAUAUUGUGGGUUUGGUGAGAGGUUUGUCAUACUUUACCUCUGUUUGUCUUUUAGAUUCUUUUAGAGGUGUUUCUAGGGGGGGAGUUGAAAUUAAUUGUCUUAAGUAAAAAUGUAUUUCUUAUUAUUUUUGGUGCUUCAAGUGCACAGAUAAGAAAGCUACGGAUGUAAAAAUGUAUCGUGUAUGCUACAAGCUUCAUCUAAAAAUACUCUUAAGCAGAACAAAAUGCAGCUCUCUUUAUUUUAAAGUCAUAAAACAAUUGCAAAUCAAAGAAAAAUCAAAAUGUAGCAUUUAAUCUACUGUUUGUCUUCACAUCUUGACAGUCUUCAUUUGUGUUAUUAGUUAUAUUGAACAGCCUAUGUGGCAUACAAUCGAUUUGCAAAGAAGGGCAAGUGAAUAUAAAAACAUUGAAUACACGUGUUCUUUGUUAAAAUGUUCAGGUAUUACUGUAAUACUUAUUGUAAUAUAACAUGGAUCUUAAUCAGUAGUGAUCUCAUUGGAAGUUGUAAUAUUUUAUUUUAGGUGUCAAUCAAUAAUAUCACUGAAUGACUGAGAAUAAAAUCAAUUAUGAGCACUUCAUAGGAUAGUCGAGCCUGAAAUGCGCUAUUUGAGAUCGUCAAAAGCUGAGCAGGUCAUGUGGUGUUCUCAGAAGUAAGAAACCUCAUGGCGCUUUGCUGUGGGCUUAGAUAGAAAAAGUCUGGUUUGUGUUUCUGUUACCUUCCAAAUCCAGCCUUUAGCUCACCCAUUAAUUUAUGAUGGAGCAUCUUAAUCAAGUGUCUUCAUAGACUUCACCUGAGAUGCCCUGUUUUCAGUACAGUCAUGGCUACCGGCAGUUACGUUACAGCCGCAUUGACAUGUAUACUGUGUAUACCCACUUGCCAUUGCAAGUAUGACCAACAAAAGAAAUUAUAAUCAUUUUAACUACUGACAAGUCACACCAGUCUUAUAUGUAGAAAGAACCUGUAGUGCUUUUGAGGUCAAAUUACUCUGAUAAAAUAAAAGUGUGAAGGUUGGACUUUUUUGUUAUUUAUUAACAGAAACAUAAUUUUACAUUCCCUGUCAAAGAUUUGUUGAACUGCAUAAGAAAAGCUACAAAAAUGUCUUGGAGUAGAAUUGAGACUGGCAAUGCUAUUUGCUACAUGACACAGUCUGCAUUUCACUUGUCAAGCCUUUUACGAUGCUCUGACACAGAACACUUCGAGCACAUUUUUGAGUGUGUACUUGUGGAAUUUAUACAGGGAAGCCGUGCUGUGAAUCUCUUUGUUUUCUUAUUGGCUGUUAUUUAUUGUGCCCUUCCAUUUACAGGUAGUCUUAGAGUUUUGCAAAUCUUUCUGACUUUGUAACUUCUAACCUAUAAUGAGGAGUUUUUGCUCUAAAACUGUUGUUCGUCAAACAGCUGAUGCAAUUUUCUUUUUAACAAUUUCAAGCACUGUUCUGCUUUAUACUGUUUGAAGAAGCUUAAGAUGUAUACACUUUUCAGAAGCCAUGUCACGUGGUCUUAUGAUUGACUUUUGUUGGCUGCAGUUUCCCAUCUGUGUGCUUUGAGUUUGUAAUGUCAUUUACUGUAUUUUGUAUGUUAAUUCCUUAAGGGUUUUGCCUGUUUGUAGUGUGAAGAAUUUCCUAUGUUAUUAUUUUGAAGGGGUUGUGUUAUUUGUUUUAGCAUUGCUGAUUUAAUUGUUAAAGUGCAGGUUUUUAAUACACAUUUGCCUUCAAGGUUAUCUAACAUCAGAUUCCUUAGUUUUAUCACAGCUGUUACUUAUACUGUAU
This is a messenger RNA of Polypterus senegalus (gray bichir), 5000 nucleotides long. It is a transcript of the gene ptbp3, whose product is annotated as polypyrimidine tract binding protein 3. Gene Ontology annotation, biological process: regulation of RNA splicing; mRNA processing. The coding region runs from base 158 to 1828 and encodes 556 amino acids. Gene Ontology annotation, molecular function: mRNA binding. The record is from RefSeq and is a predicted model, not a curated record. The transcript has 15 exons. Gene Ontology annotation, cellular component: nucleus. Lineage: Eukaryota; Metazoa; Chordata; Cladistia; Polypteriformes; Polypteridae.